Messenger RNA from Rhododendron vialii, 598 nucleotides. RefSeq lists its product as uncharacterized. The record is from RefSeq and is a predicted model, not a curated record. The coding region runs from base 197 to 430 and encodes 77 amino acids. The transcript is spliced from 3 exons. NCBI's taxonomy places the organism in Eukaryota, Viridiplantae, Streptophyta, Magnoliopsida, Ericales, Ericaceae.
ACCAGCCCCCCUCAAUAUAUAUCGCCGUCGAAAAAAGACCUACUUUCCCAUUGCUACGUUUUCUUCCUUGUUUUCUCUCUCUCUCUCUCUCUCUCUCUCUCAAAUUCUUCUUCUGUUUUCUCGGGAAAACUCCCAAACCCUUUUGCUAGAUUCCCGGGAAAACUUUCAUAUCUCAGAUCCAAUUCCAAAGCCCAGCAUGAUGAAGAUAUCGGGGAUCCUCGCCGUGGCGUCCGCAGCUGCAGCUUCAGCCGCUGCCAUAUCUUCUCCGCCGCCGUCUUCGACCUCCGUACCCAACUCCAAGUCGGAAAGAUCUUACUAUAAGGCUGUUUCGAGCAAAAGCAGGGAGAAUCCAACUGCUGCUUCGGAUAAGUAUGCGCCCAGGUUCGACGGACUGAGGUUUAUUGAAACUUUGGUCACUGCUCACAGAUAAUCUCUUAAGUAUUGGUCCCUCUUUAAUUAGUUGUAAUAGUAACAUAAAUUAUAAAGAUUUUCGCAUCGAUCUGCUUGAUUGUUCAAGAGAUUGAGAAUGAUGAGCUGAAUUGUUCUGUAUCCGAUUCUUCUAUUGAUGAGAGUAUGAUUUUGUUUUCUUUUUUACGAA